AUGAAUGGCUUACUUCAUAUUGUAACAGCACAAGCGCCAAGAAAUUUGCUACCAUUACUGAAAGCAGAGGCUUCAAAAAAUUCUAAAGUUGUUGUUGAAACCAAUAUAAAAGAGGAAGAGUUUAGUGGCAAGUACAAUAUAAAAGAGGAAGAAUUUAGCGACAAACAAGUUGUAAAUGGUACAAAAACACCACCUCAUCAAAUACGUAAGAGAACAUAUGCAGAAUUAGAUGAUGAAAUAAAUCUUGAGAAACAUGAAUCAAAAAAGCAUAAAAAUUUUUUAACAAAUGAAUCAAAUCAAAUUGGGAUUAAGAAUAGUUUUCAAGUCAGUGUACAAGAUAAUCAACAAAACAAUCAUGUUCAAGCCAAUAUACAAGCCAAUAUACAACCUAACAUACAAAAUAAUCAUCAGGCUAAUAAUCAAUUGUUUAAUAAACUAUCUAACAUCCAGACUAACGAUCAAGAUAAUAAGCAAAUCAAUAACCAGGCUAGUUAUCAAAUCAAUUAUAUAGAUGAUGAUGAUGAAGAUUGGUAUUUUGAUUGUAUUUGUGGUAUUUCUGGCAUAAAUAUUAAAUACUAUGAAUUUAAACAAUAUAAAAAAGGAUUGAAGGCAGCCGAACAAAUACUAAAAAAAUUUCCGGAACAUGGGGAAACAUUGGCAAUGAAGGGAUUAUUUCUUAAUCAUAUGGAUAGGAAAGAAGAAGCUCAUGAUUUUGUGCGCAAAGGAAUUAGAUAUGAUCUGAAUAGUCAUAUUUGUUGGCAUGUAUAUGGUUUAUUACAUCGAUCUGAUAAAAAUUAUGGCGAGGCCUUAAAAUGUUAUACAAGGGCUUUGAAAUUUGAUAAGGAUAACAUGCAGAUUCUCCAAGAUUAUUCUCUUCUUCAAAUUCAAAUGCGGAAUUAUGAAGCUUAUAAUGAAUCAAAACAUCAUUUAUUAUCUUUAAGGCCAAAUAAUCAAAGAAAUUGGUUUGGUUUGGCGAUAUCUUAUCAUUUACUUGAGAAUUAUGAAACAGCUGAAAAGGUUUUGAAAAGCUAUGAAGAUACAUUAAGGGAAACAUCUAGUCCAAUGAAUUUUGAACGUAGUGAAAUAUUAUUGUAUCAUAAUUUUAUUAUAGAGGAAAGUGGCGAUUUUGAAGCAGCAUUGGUUCACCUAGAUUCUAUAAAAAAUAAAAUUUGUGAUCGUCAAAUUUGGAAGGAGAAAAGAGCACAAUUUCUUUUGAAGUUGGGUAAAUUGCAAGAAGCAACAGAAGCAUAUCGAGAUUUGAUUAAUGAUAAUCCUGAUUGCUAUGCAUAUUUUGAUGGGUUACUAAUCUCUAAAGGGCUGAAUAUCAGUGAUUUAACACCCGAGCAAAGAAAAGAAAUCUUGGAUUUGUUUAAAGAUUUGGCUGAGAAAUAUCCAAAAUCUAAUGCGAUUAAACAUUUUCCUUUGAGUUAUGCUAUCGGUGACACUUUUAGAGCAAUGAUAGAUGAAUAUAUGCAAGCGGCUCUUCGAAAAGGUGUUCCUUCAUUGUUUGUUAAUCUUAAAAAGCUCUAUACUGAUCUACAAAAAGAAAAAAUUAUUGAGGAAUUAAUUGAAGGAUAUCAUCAAAAUUUAAAUAAUAACGGCACUUUUACCCAGAAUGGAACUACCAGUGAUAUCCAAGAACCUCCGACAGCAUAUCUUUGGACUCUUUAUUUGCUUGCACAACAUUACGAUUAUAAACGUGAUGUGGUAAAAGCUCUUAAAUUUAUCAAUAAAGCAAUUGAUCAUACACCUACUUUAGUUGAACUAUAUAUGACCAAGGGUCAUAUUCUUAAGCAUGGAGGUGAUCUCUUAGAAGCAACGAAGACUAUGAAUGAAGCUCGUGAACUUGAUCUUCAAGACAGGUUCAUUAAUUCAAAAUGUGUCAAAUACAUGCUUAGAUUUGAUCAAACAGACGAGGCCGAAAAAACAAUUGGUUUAUUUACCAGGAGUGAUGCGUCAGAUCCAUUAACAGAUCUUAUUGAUAUGCAAUGUAUGUGGUUUGUACUUGAAGAAGGAGAAUCUUAUAUGAGAAGAAGUAAAUUAGGUAAAGCUUUGAAACGGUUCCAUCAAAUUGAAAAGCAUUUUUUUGAUAUAACCGAUGAUCAAUUUGAUUUUCACACAUAUUGUCUUCGUAAAGUUACUCUCCGUGCAUAUGUCAGUUUAUUACGUUUGGAAGAUCAACUACGUUCCCAUCCUUAUUAUUUUCGUUCUGCACAAGAUGCCAUAAAGAUAUAUCUUAAAUUAUAUGAUAAUCCAAACAUUGUCUCUCCUAGUGACAAUAAUCUUGAUUAUGCUAAUAUGACUGAAAAUGAAAUCAAAAAGGCCAAAAACAAGGCCAAAAAAGCCGCAAUAAAAGCACAAAAGGAAGCUGAAGCAAAAAAGGCACCGGCAAAAGAAGAACAAACAAAAAAGAGGAUAGAGAAACCACAAGAUGAUGAUCCAGAGGGUGAAAAGCUUGUUAAGACUAUAAAUCCUUUAGAAGACGCCUUCAAACUCCUUGUUCCAUUACAAGAAUUGUCACAAAAAAGGAUAGAGACACAUUUAUUGGCAUUUGAAAUUUAUAUAAGAAAAGAUAAAUACUUGUUAGCCUUGAGAUCUCUCAUACGAGCAUAUUAUAUUGAUAAGGAAAAUCCUUGUUUACACAAGGACAUAGUAUUGUUUAAUUCAAAAGUGUCGAAUAAUACAAAAAUUCAUGAAACAACAAUUAAAGUUAUCGAAGCAGAAAGGUCAAAAAUAUUACCAGAUAAUAAUGAUUCAUUAAUUCAAUUCAAUAAUGAAUUUUUGGAAAAAAAUAAAGGGUCAAUAGAACAUUUAUUGGCAGGAGUAGAAUCAUUGUUAAUUAUAAAUCCGGAGAAAAAACAAGAAGCUGAAGCUCUUUUAUUAAAAGUUUAUGAAGAUGAAUAUUUAAAUAAUAGAACGUUGAAAGUAUUUUAUGAAACACUUAAAAAUACCUUUGAAUCUCCAAUAGCAGAAGAGUUUAAGAAAAAGUGCCAAGAAUGGUUUCCGAUCUCGACGUAUUUCCGCGAUUCUGAAUAA
Molecule: messenger RNA, 3036 nt
Organism: Entrophospora sp. SA101
Lineage: Eukaryota; Fungi; Glomeromycota; Glomeromycetes; Entrophosporales; Entrophosporaceae
Source: the annotation of a GenBank genome assembly